Messenger RNA from Crotalus tigris (Tiger rattlesnake), 5284 nucleotides. RefSeq names its product transmembrane protein 104 (gene SLC38A12). The coding region runs from base 221 to 1717 and encodes 498 amino acids. The transcript is spliced from 10 exons. Lineage: Eukaryota; Metazoa; Chordata; Lepidosauria; Squamata; Viperidae. The record is from RefSeq and is a predicted model, not a curated record.
CUUUCCGUAGUAUUUGAAGUGGCCCCUUUUAGCCGGGGGUGCGCAUGCGCUGUUCGUGCCUUCACUUCCCUGGGUAUAGCAUGAGGGGAGCCGGCUUGGAGUUGCGGUUGGAGCCUCUGCCUUGGGUUUCUCUGGGCUUGCGGUUGUUCCUGGUUAAUAGUGACUGGAACAAAUACGACUGACAACAUAUCUUGUCUCAAGCCCUUAAAUUCUUUUCAGCAUGGCUGGAAGCAUUACUGAUACAGGGGAGCUCUACUCUCCUUAUGUUGGCCUGAUUUACAUGUUCAACCUCAUAGUUGGCACAGGAGCUUUAACUAUGCCAAAGGCCUUUGCUACUGCUGGUUGGCUUGUCAGCCUUAUUCUAAUAAUGUUCUUGGGAUUUAUGAGUUACAUGACCACAACUUUUGUAAUGGAAGCCAUGGCUGCAGCAAAUGCUCAGCUUCAUUUAAAGAGAAUGGAAAAGCACAAGGAAGAUAAUAAUGAUGAAGAAGAUUCUUCAUCUGAAAUUUCUGAUAGUGAAGUUCACCCAGAUGUUUAUGAACGAUCAGAAACACGGCCAAUUCUGUCUGUGCAGAAACGAGGAGCACCUAAUAUUUUUGAAAUCACAGAAAGGGUAGAAAUGGGUCAGAUGGCCUCCAUGUUCUUCAAUAAAGUGGGAGUGAAUUUGUUUUACUUCUGUUUAAUCAUCUAUUUAUAUGGUGAUCUGGCAAUCUAUGCAGCUGCUGUCCCAGUUUCUCUCAUGCAAGUGACUUGUACUAUGACUGGCAAUCAUUCAUGCAGCGUGGAGGAUGGGACAAAGUAUAAUGACACAGACAAGUGCUGGGGGCCAAUCAGGAGGAUUGAUGCUUACAGGAUUUAUCUGGCAGUAUUUACUCUUCUUUUGGGUCCUUUCACCUUCUUUAAUGUGCAGAAAACUAAAUAUCUUCAGAUCAUGACAUCGCUAAUGAGGUGGUUAGCAUUCAUCAUCAUGAUCAUUAUGGCCCUUCUCCGCAUCUCCAAAGGUCAAGGGGAAGGCCACCCCCCUCUGGCUCAGCUCUCAGGAGUACGAAAUCUCUUUGGAGUCUGUGUUUAUUCCUUCAUGUGUCAGCACUCCCUGCCAUCCCUCAUCACUCCCAUCUCUCAGAAGAAGCAUGUUAACAAGCUAGUCCUGCUGGAUUACGUCUUGAUCCUGGGUUUCUACAGCCUUCUGUCUUUCACUGCUAUCUAUUGUUUCCGCAACGGGACUCUGAUGGACAUGUACACACUCAACUUCACAAACUGUGACAUUGUCAACAUUGCAUUUAUCCGCUAUUUCCUGGGACUCUUCCCCGUCUUCACCAUCAGUACAAACUUUCCUAUAAUUGCUGUGACUCUAAGAAAUAAUUGGAAAACCCUCUUCCACCGGGAAGGGGGAACCUACCCUUGGGUAGUGGACAGGAUUUUUUUCCCAGUCAUCACACUAAUUCCUCCAAUUGUUGUGGCUUUCUGUACUCAUGAUCUGGAAUCCUUAGUGGGAAUUACUGGCGCCUAUGCUGGAAAUGGGAUCCAGUACAUCAUUCCUGCUUUUUUAGCAUACUAUAGUCGGAAAGAAACGCGAACGACCUUUAGAAAUAGCGCACUCAACAAACAUUUGUCCCCUUUCCGGCACACCUUCUGGAUUGGGUUUGUGCUGCUCUGGGGGAUUUUUUGUUUUUUGUUUGUGACUGCAAAUAUCAUUUUGAGUGAAACAAAAAACUGAUGAUGGAGCAAUAUUUCUGGUUAAGAGGAUCUCUAAGACUUCCAUUCCAGGCGUUGCACCUAAUAAGGAUAUUUUUAAACUAUCUCAAGUUUAAACUACUUUUAAACUACUAAUACAUCAUUGAGCUUGAUGCUCAUUUGAGGCACCUUGCUGCUUGUUCAGUUACCUUUCAGGUUCUGAUUUUCCAUUUAAUGUACAAAACAAUUGGACUCUAUCCUACAUCAGGCUUUCUAAGUGGGGUGUUUUCCUUCCUAUUAGAAGAUUUCAGAGACUAUUGGAUACGCAUCUAAUCAUGUGAUGGAAAAGACCAGUUUUACUAAAGGUUUUACUUUUAGUAGUCAAAGCAAUAGACGAUGACUCAAGUCAAUUACUUACUAAGAUCUGCUUACCUAAUCCUUCAUAUUCUUUCUGAAGUGGCUUUCUGUUCUGCCAACUCAUUGAAUAUUAGGAGCAAAAUGAAAGCAACUGAUGGAACUUGGUUUCAUAACUGUUAAUACUGCAUGAUGUAUGUAGCAACCUAAACCCUUUGGAAUGGGUAGAGGAGCCCCACCACUUCCUCUUCUCCCCUCGUCCUACUUUGAUUGUUUUCCUCAUUUGUUUUUCAGCCUUUCCAAUGCCUUUAAAUGUUGCCUUGUUUCAUAUAAUGCAGCCCUGAGACUGAAACUUGCCAAACUUUAAGCUUUGUUGUUACUUUAUUUCAGAUAUUUCCCUCCUCAGUUGUUUAUGUACUCUAUGGGUCUGAGCAGGAUGUCCUGUCAUGAACUAUACACUCAGUUGAUACAAAGCCAUCUCUUAAAUAAGUAAUAAGAAAUGUUUCCCAUUAUAAUGCUUUAUUUUCUCUUUAUACCAUUAACAGAAUCAUGCUAGGGUCACAGCAGCAGGGCAGGCCCAGCCCUGUGCUUUCUGUACGAGUGUGAAAAUGUUGAUUACUUAUUAAAAGACUACUUUGAUAAAUGUGGAGAGCAGCUGAUAUAGUCUUGAUGCAAUAUGUUAUGACUAAAUCUAUCUAAAGAAUUUUCUAAACAUAGGGGGAAAAAAACUAUAGAAAGUGGAAAGAGACUUGUUCUGAAAGCCAAUCCAUCUUCUAUCUGAAAAUUACAAACGAUGCGUCCUGAUUCUCGCUAAAUCAUGAACUCCAAUCCAUGAAAUCUCAUUUCUCUUUCUCCUUAAACUGAUGAUCACAUCAUAAAAUGUAAAGGUUGAAGGAGACUUUAGAGAUUGUUGAGUCCACUGCCAUCCUAGUGCAUGAUUCAGCUAUAUAGCUUCGCACCUUAUAGCUGUCCACAGUCUGUGUAAACACCUCUUGUGAAGUCAGUCAUCACCUGAAGGAGGCUGUUCUAUUGUUGAACAGCUCCUACUAUAAGGAAAUUCAGAUGACCCAUUAUUAAUUCCUUCCAUUGUUUGCCAUUCUGUCUUCUGAAAUAACUUUGAGUGAUGCUGUACAUCACCCAGAGUCACUUCCUGUGAAAUGGGUGGCCAUAUAAAUUUGAUUAAUAAAUAAAUAAAAACAUUUCCCCUUCUACAUGACAGUCAUUUAGCUACUUCAAAACAACUCCCUGCAGUCUUCUCUUCUCCAGGUCUUCUAUCUCCUCAUAACACUUUCCUUCCAGGUUUCUUAUCAUCUUAGUUGCUGUUUUUGGAUGCAGAGCUAUGUAAAUCAAAAAGUAAAUAAGUAAAUAUCAGUUUGUGAAAGUCAUUACUAAAAUACAAUGCCCAGAACUGGAUGCAGUAUUCUAGGUGUAGUGCUGUUCUCCUUUUCUCUUGAAUCAGGCUGUUAUAUGACAACUAAACCUUCUGAAAAAAAGGGGGUGGGGUGGGGGUUUGAAAGAGAACUCCCAUCUUAAAUCCGAUUCCUACAUCCGACUUGAUACAUGAUGGUCAAAAUACUGGAUUUCAGUUGCUUCUAGUUGGGACUAUAAGGCUUUGUUGAGAAGGAAUAUUUCUUCAACUGCUGUUGAUACAGUCACAAGAGGAGUUUAGGUCAUAAAACACAAAGUUAUCCAUAUAAGGAAAGUAUUAUUUUUCCUUUCCUUUGGCUAUCGUUGUGUUGAAAGUGCUUUUUCUGUUAUUAAAUUCCAUCUUCCAAACAGGUGGAUGCUGCUGCUCUUCUCCAGGCUGGUUGUACCAGUGAUAUUAAAUUUGAUGUUCACCAAAGUUAGUUGAUAAAUUCAGUGAUGUUAGGUUUUUUUUUUUUUUUUUUAAGAAUUGUUGAGUAGAAUGAUUUUUUUUAAAAGCCCAAAUUGCUUUUAUUACAGAGAUUGGCAGCAACUGUUCUUAAAAGAAAUACAGACAGUGUCUUUUCUUCAGUGAAACUCGGCUAUCUCCCAAAGAAGACUCUGUCUUUGCUAGAUUGCAUAAGGUUAGGCUUGGCAGCUAGGGACGUUUGCUGCAGGCAUAUCAAGACCUGAUGACAGCAACCUCUCGAUAUCAGGCUGUUCUUGGCAGCCCUUUUGGUGCAUCAGAGAAUCACGUACACAACCUGCAAAGCUUGCAGAUGAAUAAGGCUGGUUUUGGGGCACCAGGUUGAGGGGAGCUCUUAAUGACUGAACCCAUAAGAGCCAGAUUUCUGCCCUGGUUCAGGGAGAACAAAAAUAGUUUGUUUAAAAAAAACAUAUCCACACUCCGUUGAAAUAGGAACUCUUCUGUCCCAACAAGCGCAUAGAUUUAGCAUUGUUCAUUUCUGUCAUUCUUGCCUGCAAUUGCUGCAAACCUUCCUAAUCGGCAGAAGAGAGAUCACGGGGAGUCAUUUCAGGGCUGUCAGAUGCUGGUCCAAUCUCUCCUCAGAAUAAUAAGACACCAGCAAAGAUAGGAUGGCUGCUAGCAUUUUAGUAACAAAACGUCCUGUACCUUAGGAAUCACCCGUAUAUGAUGAAAAUGCACAUUUUGGCUAUUACUGCUUAAUCUUCAGGCCUUGAAUGAUCUGAAAGAUAAAAAGCGCCCUACUUCCCCUAAAAGAAUUGACCAUAUAUUGUAUUUCUUUUUUCUUCUGGAUAGUGAGUUACUCGUUUUAUGCAUGUAUCCCUCCCUAAUCUUAAAAGAGGGUUUCUUCCCCCACUUCUUUUGACCUUGCCACUCGGCUCAGAAGAACCUCCUCUGAAGGCAGGGUUUGCCAUCGCUCGAUUCUAGAAGCAGCCAAAAAGGGCUAGAUUUCAGCAAAAGCAGAAUUCCUGCAACUGGUCUUCUGUUAAACAGAAGCUCAUUUUUCCUGUUUGAAAAGAGUGUUGGAAGUAAAGUCUUCAUCCUGGUUCAUCCAAGCCGGGAAUAAAUAAGCAAUAUGGCGACUGCUUUAAAGAGGCAGAAAGAUGGUUCUUGCAGGAAAGACCAGAGGAAAGAAAGGCCUGAGCACAUGGGCAGUAGUUUUUAUACCUUCCCUAGCCUUUUGUUUGGAAGUUUCCUGUUCCUGUGGCAUGAACUUUGAACCAAGUCUGAGUGCUUUUCUAGGCCUUGGUAUCUGUGGUUUAAUCCUAUUAUGUCCCAAAAGUCAUAUCCUGCUUCCCUGGGGCUGGGCUAAUGACUCUUAGAGUUUGGGUGGGCUUUGCAGAUUUUAGGUCUCUUUGUCUUCUUGAG